Messenger RNA from Biomphalaria glabrata, 3701 nucleotides. Its product is annotated as transforming growth factor-beta receptor-associated protein 1-like. The transcript is spliced from 22 exons. The coding region runs from base 158 to 2743 and encodes 861 amino acids. Gene Ontology annotation, biological process: endosomal vesicle fusion; vesicle-mediated transport; intracellular protein transport. Lineage: Eukaryota; Metazoa; Mollusca; Gastropoda; Planorbidae. The record is from RefSeq and is a predicted model, not a curated record. Gene Ontology annotation, cellular component: cytoplasm; membrane.
GGCUUCGUUUCACUAGAUGUCUCUUAUGUGUGUAGAUCUACAAGAUGGCACACAUCAGGAUUAAAUUCCCGGAAAGAAAACAUUAUUCUAGAUCUACACCAAUGGUUUAAAUCAUUAAGUUAUAGUUAGACUUGCUUGUAACAUACUCAACUCUAAAAUGAGUAUUAAGGCUUUUGAACUUGUUUCCGCCAUAGAGCGGGUCAAAUUAAUGUCCGAUAAAGCCAAAACACAGAUUGAAUGCCUUGAUGUGUGUGGGAAAAAUAUGUAUAUAGGAACCAGUGAUUGUUUUGUGGUCCACUACAGUAUCGAGGAAAAAACUCAGUCUAACGGAAGAGUUACUUUUAUAACUGAAAAACAAGGUCAUAAGUUUUUACUUGUGAAAAAGCCAGUGGUACAGUUACGAGGAGCCUCUGCCUUGAAUCGUAUCAUGGUUCUUUGUGAUAACACUCUCACCUUGCUCAAUAUGUUUGAUUUAGAACCAAUUGUUACCGGUGCCAAAGUGAAAGGCGUUGUGUGUUUCUGUAUUAAUGAAAAUCCACUUCGAACCAAUCCUUUCAGUGUUGAGAUCUGUGUGGCUCUAAAGAAGAAAGUUAUCCAGUUGUACACAGUGACUGAAGACAGACUCAUACAUCUGAGAGAUGUGAAUGUACCAGAUCUGCCUCUGUCUCUGGGAGUCGAUGGAAUAUUUGUUUGUGCUGCAUUGACCUCGCAAUAUUGCAUGAUUGACAUGGAUGGGGGUCACAUCACAGAGCUGUUCCCUAUUGAUUCUGAACAAAUUCAUCCCGUAAUCAAACGAAUUAGCAAGGAAGAGUUUUUGUUAAGUGGCCCAAGUGCGCUUGGAAUAUUUGCCACAUCCGCUGGAGUGUCACAGCGUCCACCUAUGCAAUGGUCAGAUCGUUUGACUGCAGUCUGCUUUGUUCAUCCUUACAUUCUGGCCAUGAAUGAUGAAUUUAUCACAGUACAUAGCAUAUUAGACCAGCAGCAAAAACAAGCUAUACCAUUCCAAGGAGGUGUUUUUCUGGGGGAUUUUGAUGGAAGAAUAUUUGUAGCAUCUGGUAGAGAAAUUUACUCUCUAGUGCCAAUACCUUUUGAAAAACAGAUUCAAGCUCUACUGGCAGACAAGCGUGUCACAGAAGCCUUAGAUUUGGCCAGGAAUGCAAACAAAACUGGCAUGUCUAGAGAUAAAUUCCUAAAAAUGUUUAAAACAAUUCAGCAGCAAGCAGCAUUUAUAGAGUUCUCUCGUCAGCAGUUUGAUGAAGCCAGUCAGCUGUUUAAAGAGAGUUCCAUAGAUGUCCGGGAGAUCAUUUGCCUCUAUCCUCACUAUCUCCCAGCCCACUCAAACUUCACCCGAUCAGUGCCUCCACUGCAUGAAAUAGCUGAUAUUAACCAACUGUCAAAGUCGGAUGAAAACCUGAAGGCAGCUUACAAAGAUUUUCUCAAAACUUUUCUGGAGGAAAUUAAAGGAACGAAUUUCGCUCUUGGAUAUAAAAGGGAAGUAGACGUUGCCUUACUGAAGCUGUAUGCUGAGUUGAUGCCAGAGAAACUCUCAGAACUUAUCUCUGUUGACACUGGUUGUGACCUUGGCGACUGUGUGGAGUGGUUGGAGAAGUACAACAGGCUACAUGCCCUUGGUCUGUUGUAUCAGAGACACGGAGAAAGUGACAAAGCCCUGGGUGUUUGGACAAGAUUGGUAGAUAGCCAGACUAGUGAUCCUUCUUUCCCAGGACUGGACUUUGUUGUUGACUUUUUAGCCAACUUGACAGAUCAUGAAUUGUUGUGGAAGUAUGUGGACUGGAUCUUAGAGAAAGAUGAAGAGCUGGGAGUCAGGAUAUUUACAGACCGUCCAACUAGUGAAGCCCAGUCGGAAAGACUCCGACCAGAAAUGGUCAUUGAUUAUCUUCACAGAUUUCCUAAGGCUAUCAUAACAUAUUUAGAGUACCUGAUCUUUCAGAGGAAACUUGAAAAAGAAAAAUACCACACACAUUUAGCGGUGCUCUACUUGGAGGAUGUCCUGAAACUGAUGGAGUCUAACAAUGUGAAGAAAGAGGAGCUGGACAUAGCCAGGUCUAAGUUACGCCACAUGCUACAAAUGUCCAACUUGUACAGAGUUCAGCUGAUUUUAGGCAAGGCUAAAGAAAAAGACAUGCACGCUGAAUGUGCUAUACUUUAUGGCAAGCUGGAAGAACAUGACAAAGCUCUUCGUAUUUUGGUUCACAAACUCAAAGAUUAUGGAGCUGCGGAGAACUACUGUCAGCUGAACUCCCAAGGGAAAGAACCAGGUUAUAGAAAACGUUUAUAUCAUGUGCUGCUGAGUGUGUACCUGGAUCCAUCUUACGAGAGAAGAGAUACUUUGGUGGCACCUGCCAUUGCUUUGUUGAACAGUUCAGUCGCUGACUUUGAUACAUUAAAGGUUCUUCACCUUCUUCCUGACAACUGGUCCAUUGGACUUCUGUCUCAAUUCCUGACGCGAGCUAUGCGGAUGGGCAUGCACAACUACAGAAUGACCCGGAUACAGAGAAUGAUGGCCAGGGGAGAGAACCUGUUAGUGAAGCAAAAUUUCAUUGAGAUGCAAAGGGAGGCAAUUGUCAUGAACGAUGAAAAAACGUGCGCUGUUUGUAAUAGAGCCUUCAACGACUCAACAUUUGUGCGCUAUCCAAACGGAGUUAUAACCCAUGUCCAUUGUGCCAAGAAUAAGUAUGUUUGUCCUGUAUCUGGGAAACUCUUCAGCGUUGGCAAAAGAUGACAGAGCGGGUGAUGAUGCUUUAUGUUUGUAUAGCAGAAUUUAUAGACAAGAAUUUAUAGUAAUGACACUGGCUAGCAUUUAUGGACACACAGUCUUCAAAUGAUUGGUCAAUGACAUUGUUAAAUUAUUAUACUCAAUUGUUUUUCACCACUAACUAUUUAAAAAUGCAUUUUGAUAUGUCACCAAUAUUUGUUACAAAACAUUUGAACAAAAGUAGCUCCCAUUGAGAAUCCUAGUCUAACUAGUUUAAUUAGUUACGCUAGUGACUUUUAGUAGUAAGCCUGUUGUAAAAAAUUUUUUCUGUGUUGAUUCAUUUGUAAUCUUUGUCUAGUCUAGUUGACUAUAGUCAUCUGCAAUCAGUGUGGUAAUCUGACUGUAAAAUUGUAGAGGUUCUUAUGCUAGACAUUCUCUUGAGUACUAAAUUUAUGAUCUCUUAGCAGCGUCUUCUUCUUCCUUCUUAUUUUUUCAUGUCCAAGAGUUCAGACCAGUAUUCCUAUAUCUGAGAUGAACCGUGCAGUGGUUUCCAGAUCAGGCAGUUCUCCAUACAGUCCAUUUCUCUAUUGGAGGGUUUUGGGUCCAGACUCAACAUAAUGUUAUGGCAUGAUUAGGAAUUAAUUAAUAGUUUCUUCCUUCUUAUUUUUUCAUGUCCAAGAGUUCAGACCAGUAUUCCUAUAUCUGAGAUGAACUGCGCAGUGGUUUCCAGAUCAGGCAGUUCUCCAUAUAGUUUUUUUUUCUCUGUUGGAGGGUUUUGAAGCCAGAGUCAACAUAAUGUUAUGGCACGAUAAGGAAUUAAUUAUUUGUUUCGGAAUUAGGGGAAGUUUUGACUAAGUGACAAUGAUGUUACUGGUAAAACAAGGAUAGGGUUUUAGAGUCAGAACUAAAUAGAAGUCGGCGUAAUUAGACUACUUUCAGUACAAUGUAGAAACAAAUAGCAUUUUAUAAAUGUAUAGAGGUAGAU